AUGAGCGGCGCGAGCACCAACUUUGGCGGGCUGUCGGAGGAGGCGGCGCGCGUGGCGGGGAAAAAGGGGAAGAAGAGCACGUUCAAGGAGAAGACGUGGGUGAACCCGUCUCGCACGCUCUACAUCACCAACGUGCCGCCCGGCGCCUCCACGGAGCAGCUCGAAGGGUCAGUCACACUACUCCCCUCUCUUCCCUCUCUUACCCUCCUCCCGCUCUUCCGUCUCCUAUCCCCCUUCCGCCCUCCACCCCCCGUACGUGUCCCCCCCUCUCCCUGUGCGUGCGGUCUCACGCACGUCGCACAGCUCUUUCGGCAUAUGGAGGGCUUUAUUGCUUUUCGUCGGGUGCGCAGCAUGUGCUUUGUUGACUUUGACGAGAAGCAGCAUGUGAGUGGGAUGCUGGUCGGUAGCAGCAGUAACUGGGAUGCUGUGCGUGCGUGCAACUCCUGCUGCACAGUGUGUGCCCAGUUAGUCGUGGUGCUGCUGGUUCCCAUUCUACACCUCUGCAUCUACUCGCCUCUCGCUGCACCUGCCCACCCCAACCACCGCCUCCCCAUCCAUCUCUUCUCGCGGCACUUCAACCGCCAGGCAACAGUUUCCAUGUGGAAGGCCAGCGGGCAACUUCCCAUUCUUCCCUCAUCUCGCCUCUCACACAUGCCUCCCAUCCCUUCCCCACCGCCUCGCAUGCUUGGCCCGGCAGGCGACAGCAGCCAUGUGGAAGACCAACGGGCACAAGUUCAAGCCGCACCACGACGGGCUUCUCGUCAGCUACGACAAGGUAUAACGACCCACCCUUCCCUUCAUCCAAUUAACGAGCGCAUUCAGCUCCGUCUGCCCCUUCCACCCUCUGCCCCCUGCCCACCACUUUUGUCCCACUCAACUGCUAUACCAUACCCCCCCUUUCCCCGGCAGGACGACGGGGAGGAGAAGGGGGGGUGGAGCAUGAGGCAGCGAGUGGAGGAGCGGCAGCGCAAGGCAGAGGCGGACCUCUCCCGCGUGCUCUACCGCUGCGCCGCCUGCAACCACUUCUGCUUCAAACUCGCACGCCCGCUGUCAGCCCUGCCAGAGCGGCGCACGGACGGCAGCAGGGUGGUGGAGGCGGCAACAGAUCUGGUCACCAUGAUGGCCGUUAAGGGCGGCCAGAAGCUGCUCAAGAGGUGGGUGGGGGGGGGGUGCACAUGCACUCAUUUGAGACGUCUCAAAAGGCAGCAGGGUGGUGGAGGCAGCAACGGACCUGGUCACCAUGAUGGCCGUCAAGGGCGGCCAGAAGCUGCUCAAGAGGUGGGCGCUGGGGCACGUCAACCGUGGCAUUGGUGUGCGGACGUCACGUGGAGCACGGUUUAUCAACGCCCGACCAUGACAUCGGGGAUGCCUUGCCUUCUCAACAUCACUCCGGCAACUCCGUUACUCAUGUGCUGCCUGCGCAUGCGCGUGUCAUCAACGGCCCUGCCUGCUCGCGUCCCCGGCGCUGCGCUCCCUCCCUGCGCUGUGCCUGCCCACAUGGGUGCCACCACCAACCUCUUGCCUGCCCACGUGCCACCACCAACGCCUUGGAUGCACGGUGCUACACGUGGGGGCAGGGAGAAGGGGGUGGAGAGGCAGUUCCGGUACAACUGUGAGCUCUGUGACGCCUGCAUCGCGUACCGCCCCGUGCCCUACGAGCAAGAGUCCAAGUACAUCUACCUCUUCCCUGAGGCCUUGACAGAGUCAAAGCCAGGCCAGCCGAACCACUCGUCCCCGGCAGCAGCGGUGGCGGCAGCGGUGGCAGCGGGCGUGGCGGUGUGCCCCGCGGCCUUGACAGAGUCAAAGCCAGGCCAGCCAAGCCACUCCUCCCCGGCAGCAGCGGUGGCGGCAGCGGUGGCAGCGGGCGUGGCGGUGUCCCCCGCAGUGGCUCAGCUGCGGCCCGUGACUGUGGCUGCUGAUGGACUGCCCUCCAUCCUCGGCCUCCCCGGCAUGCCCCUCCCUGCCGUUGCUGAGGACGCUGCUGCCGCUGCUGCUGUGCCUAGUAGCGCUGAUGCUGCUGGUGGUGCUGCUGGUGGUGCUGCUGCUAUUGGAGACGGGCAGGGGGGUGGAGAGGGGGAGGUGGUGAAGGGAGGGAAGGAGGGUGAAGAAGGGAAGGCAGGGGAGGAGAAGGCUGAUGGGAGCGAUGGCAAGGGUGGAAGCAGGCAAGAGGACAGCAGGCCACAGGUUCGCAGGCGGGGCGCGGCGGAUCGGGGAUUGGCGGAGCCGGCGGCGGUAGUGCGCGGGCGGGAGGGCUAUCGGGGGAGCGCAGGGGGUAUCGGCGUCGGGGGAGCGCUUCAGUUGCGCAGCCGCGCGGGCAGCAGGAUGGGCACGGGGGGAAGUAGCGCGGGCACGGAUCAGCCCAGCAGCAGGGGAAGCGGGGGAGGCGGCGGGAGGGGCGCGGCGCGGCGGGUGGCGGUAGUGGCGGUGGUGGCGGUGCUGGCGCUGACGCCGCUGCUGGCAUUCACGAGCGUGAUGCCGCCAUGGCUGCACGCGCACGGUGGCGCGCAGACAGAGGGGGAGGUGAGGGGAAAAGGCGAGGUGACUGGCGAGGGCGAGGUGAGGCGUAAAAGUGUGUGUGCUGUAUCAACGUACCUGUCACCUUUCGUCCCUCCCUCCCUCCACCCUCCCACGGCCCACAUGACAUGCCUUUCACCCCUUCCCCUUCGCUCUACCCUCCUCUAUCCUCCAUCCAACUCCUCGUAUCUGUCUCCCUUCAACCCCCACCCCCCCACGCUGCUCUCGCCUUCCCCCCACUCCAUGGCACCGGCAGCAGGCAUCGCUGGUGACCCAUGCUGCCCUGCCCCACACGGAUCUUCACACGGAGGCGACUGGUGGAAGGGGCCGGAGCAGGGACGAGUGUGCGAGGGAGAGAAGAGCGUUUGCAAGCAGAGCAGAGCAAGGGGCGCACACCCGUUGCUUGUGUGCUCUGCUUGUGCCACCUGCAAGCAGAGCAAGGGACGCCAUGCCACGUUCCUGCCACACACUCACCAUCGACUUCUCUCACACCACCCCAUCCACCUCUCCCCUCUCCAUCCAUCCUUUCUCACCCCCCCUGCAUUCCCCAUACAAUACCUCCUCCAGACCCCCACACCAGGGCUGUCAACAGUAGCAGCAGCAGAAGCAGCAGCGCCUGCUGCAGAUUUUGAGCUGCCCUGGCCGGAGGACUCCAUGGCGCUGUGCCUUGUCGGGCAGCUGCGAACGUUUGAGCUGACCGGGCCAUCCAUAGCGGCGAAUCUGGUGGGGGUUGAGGGGUACGGGCAGGCAGACGUGUUUGUGGUGACGCCCCUCGAUGAGAACUCCGCCAAGCUCCUCGCCCUCAGGGGGAUGGGGUGGGCGGAGGGGGCGCAGGGAGCCGGGGGAGCCAGGGAAGAAAACGUCACGCAGCAAGGGGAGGCGGGGAGAGGGGGAGGAGGAGGAUUGGGAGGCCCAAGGCUGGUGUCAGUGCGGGUGUUUCCGGACUUCAACGUGAACGAGGCGCUGUACCCCACACACGCGCUCAAGGGGCUGGAGAACGGGCCACAGGGGCUGCUGCAGCAGUUUAGCAUGGAAGCCAUGUGCGCCAACGACAUCGCUCACAGAGAACGCCGCUACAGCCGCCGCUACAGGUGGCUCAUGAAGGCCCGCCCAGAUUCUUUUUGGGCGGCGCCGCCCGCGCCGCUGGGUGGCUUGGAGUAUCGGAGCUUGACGGCGCCGCCCGGGUUGGAUUUUGGUGGGGUGAAUGACAGGCUGGCGGUGGUGCCGCGGGCGGCGGGCCGGGCGGCGUUUGCUCGGCUGCACAUGCUGGGGGCUGUGAGCGAGGGCGGCGGCGAAGCUGGCAAGCGAGUGAACGCAGAGACGGUGUACGCGCGCAUGCUGCAGCGCCUGAACGUGUCGGUCACGCGCGCGCACUUCCCCUUCUGCCUCGUGUCACACCACCAGUUCUUCAAAAUGCUCGCCCUCCCCAACCUCCGCAACCGCCGCGGCGGCGACUACUGCCGCCCCUGCCAGCACGAGCCGCCGCCCAACCCGUUCUGCGAGCAGACGGGGCCGUGGGCGGCGGACUGGGCGGCGCAGUUCGACCAGCAUGUGCCAAAGCGGCUGGCGGCGGGGCGGUGGGCGGUGAUGGCGGCGGUGGAGGGCGGCAGAGAGGGGUGUGAGGCGCAGGUGGCACAGCUCUCUCUCGAGGUUCGGCGCCGAACCAACCCAUCAGCCUCGUUGACAGCCCCACCGGCUCGCCGUGCUCUCCUCACCCCGCAACAACAACAACAACAACAAGAACAGCAAGCAUUAGCCUCUAACCGGCCAGGCCAAACCUCCCUGUGGCAGCACCUGCUGGGGCGGCUGGGAGGGAGGCCAGUUGCGAGUGGGCAAGAGCAAGGCGGGAAGGAAGAGGAGACAGCAGCAGCAGCAGCAGCAGCAGAGGAGGAGGCAGCAGAGGUGGCGUGGCGGGAGGCAGUGAGGAGGGAGGGGUGGCGGGCGCCAGUACCAGCAGUGCUGUGUGUGCGGCAUGGGCUGGGGAAGGCAACGGUGUUUGGGGCAUUUGGCACAGGGCGCUCUGGCAGCUGGUCCGCCUUCCUGACUUACCUCUACGCUUUCAACCACAGCAUCGCUGUGUCCCUGCCUGCCACACCGCCCUCCGCCGACCUCCUCUGGGACGCCCACCUGCUUUCCGCCCUGCCCUCCAUGCGCCUCCUAAUGCUGCCACCCCCCCCCGCCCAAGCUUCCGACGCUGCCGCCCAGCAGCAGUCAGCAGUGGGCGGCAGGGAGGUGGGUGCACAGUACAAGGCGGCCUUUGAAGCAGCGGUGAGGCGGAUAAAGGCGAAGGAGGAGGUGUUGGGGCGGGGGGGUGCUGCUGUGGAUGCGGACCAUGUGCUCCGGGCUGCAGGGGCGUCCAAGCACGUGGACCUCAUUCGAGUGGGAGCGGGGCGCCUACCAGACCUGCAAGUGCUGCUAUCCCGCGGCCUGAGCACGUGCCAGCUGCUGGUGGACGUGGAGGGUGCGGGGGAGGGCGUGCUGGCGCAGCUCAGGGGCAGGGGUGGGAUGGGCGGGGAGCGGGGCGGGGAGGGGGUUGUGGAGGGUGGCGGUGAGCGGAGCGCUGAUGGAGGAAGGGUUGGGGGGAGGAUGGGGGGAAUGGGGGGGAUGGGUGGGAUGGGAGGGAGGCGAUUGCAGCAAGUGGGGCAAGGGGCGCUGCAAGGGGAGGGGCAAGAGGGCGAGCAUGGGGUAGAUCAAGGAGGGGCAGAUGCGAGCAAAGAGCCGGAGGAGCUGGAUGCGUUCUUGGUGCCGGAUGACCCGCUCUUAGCUAAGUGGCGGGGGGAGGCGGAGCUGGGGGAGGUGCAGCGGUGGCUGUCAGGGAGGUCAUUCCAUCUGGACCGGUGUGUGUCGGGGAACGAGGAGAGGGUGGGGCGAUGUACCUUCUUCUCCCUCACACAUUGCCACGCCCCCGUUACUGCCCCUCAACAAACAACCGGUAGAUAG
Molecule: messenger RNA, 5454 nt
Organism: Closterium sp. Naga37s-1
Lineage: Eukaryota; Viridiplantae; Streptophyta; Zygnematophyceae; Desmidiales; Closteriaceae
Source: the annotation of a GenBank genome assembly